UCCUGCUCGGGGCACAAAUGCAUUCAGUUUGCUGGUUUAAUCAUUAACCUGAAAACUGAACUCUUCUGCCGGCCAGUUAUAGUGUUUUGUGGAGUUGAUUUGAACUUUACAGGCGAGUUUUAGUUUUUAAGCGGAAUUUCUUUCGUCUUGUACGAUCUCGGCCAAUGGUUUGCUGUAGUUUGUGGAACAACUUGAAUAACCAGUUUAUUGCCUGUUUAACUGCCUAGUUUCAGUUCGCUAGCAAGAGGCCGCUAAUGAAAGAUUUGAUGUGAAGACUGGGAACAAAUGAAACCGCAAAAUGUCUGAUGCAAAUAAAGUUCCAAGAAGUUCCGACAGAAAUCAACCUUCAAAUAAAGCACAUCGGGAAAGAAGAUAUCAAAACCACUCAAGUUCUGAGAAUAAUUAUCCUGGGAAACGUAGCAGAGAAGAUCGUCGAGAUUACAGGGAAUCUCACCAAAGCAAGCCCCAUCCUUCCCGACAAUCGUACCCUCCAAGUGAAAGACAUGAUCCACAUGAGGAGUACACCCGACAUCCUGGUUCUCGAGUGCCAUCAUCUCAUCCAAACAGUCACCCCUCUUCUUCCUCGCCACCUUAUUACAGCUCCCCAUCACAAACUAACCCUCCUCCUCCCAAAGAGUCCUUUGGGACAAAGUGCUCCUACAUGUGUUCAAGAAGAGACUUAAGUUGGCUUCUUGCUGCCUUCAGCAACUCUGGAAACCAGCACAACCCCAAAUCAUUUACCUGGAUUGGGACAAUUUCCCAAUUAGGAAGUGUUAGUAAGAUCGAGCUUCAACUCAGCAAUGGAAGAG
Rhincodon typus (whale shark) is the source of this 809-nucleotide messenger RNA. Its product is annotated as activating signal cointegrator 1 complex subunit 2 homolog. Lineage: Eukaryota; Metazoa; Chordata; Chondrichthyes; Orectolobiformes; Rhincodontidae. The transcript has 4 exons. The record is from RefSeq and is a predicted model, not a curated record. The annotation marks the transcript as partial.